AUGGUGAAGUGUGCAAAGUUUGCCGUACAAGGGGCCGCCUCUAAACUCUUCCCUUGCCGUAGUAUUGACGAUAGACGCCUGGUCUGUCGAUGUGGUACAGCCCGGUGUUAUCUCUGUUGGGCACCAAGGGCAGGGAACAUCAUCACUGGGCUCAAGGCUCUCAAGCUGCCAAUGCAAGUCCGGGAGGAGCUCGAUGCCAUUCUAGCCGAGGAGUUGCUGCCCUUCGACCGAGAGUCAUUUGACGGGGUCAUGGGUCUGGCCAGGAGGGGACAGAAGUUGUGUCGGGUCCUCGGUACACUCGAUGAGAUCUUCGGCUCGGCCUCUGAAGAUGCGCCUGUUGACGUCGACGUCUGCCGACUAAGAAGGCUUCUGCGUGUCAUCGAGCAGCGCCAGCAUGGCGGAGGUCCUGAGGCCCGGGAACACCUCUUGCGCCUUGUCAAGGCCUUUUGCCGUGAGGCUGAGAGGAAAGCCGAGGAUGCCUUGAGGCGUCGUACUGUCGACUUGGGGGGAGAAUGGGUACUCCUUCCCGAGAGGCCCGAUACCCAGGACAGCUCUUUUGAUGCAUUGGACGAGUACGUCUGCAGUGCGGCUGAACCCAUCAGCCGGUUGUUGGUCCCGAUAGAGGAUACGCUGGACAACUCGGCAACUGCCGUGACUCGCGCU
Messenger RNA from Perkinsus marinus ATCC 50983, 663 nucleotides. RefSeq lists its product as hypothetical. The record is from RefSeq and is a predicted model, not a curated record. NCBI's taxonomy places the organism in Eukaryota, Perkinsozoa, Perkinsida, Perkinsidae. The annotation marks the transcript as partial. The transcript is spliced from 2 exons.